GUUUAACAGCAAGGAAAAGGGAUACAUUUUACUGUCGGACAGGAAGUGGUAGCUUACAAGAAUUGUUCAAAACGAGUGUUGCACAUUAGAGAAAAGUAGGGUUUCAUUAAAUCGUUGUCAUUGUUUUGAUUCUCGGACUUUAAAGGGAGCCCUUACUUAAGAAUCUGAAAAUUGUGGCUUAUAAGGCUAGAGGCUUUAAUAAGGAUCAUGAAGUUGGAGGUGCCAAAAAGCUUUAAAGAUGUUGCCGUUGAGUUUUCAAGAGCAGAGUGGAGAAUGCUGAGUAAUCGGGAGAAGGCACUUCACAGGGAGGUGAUGAUACAGAACUUUGAGAACAUGAUCUCUGUCGGCUAUGUAAUCCCACUGGAGCACCUUUGCAUGCUUAUUAAGGAAGAUGAUACCGCACCACCUGGUGUUGCUGAACGAGACGCAACUGUGCAGCAAAGACAGCUUAUUGAUGAUGGUGUCAGCAGUAAGUAA
Protopterus annectens (West African lungfish) is the source of this 477-nucleotide messenger RNA. Its product is annotated as putative postmeiotic segregation increased 2-like protein 3. Bases 208 to 477 code for a protein of 89 amino acids. NCBI's taxonomy places the organism in Eukaryota, Metazoa, Chordata, Ceratodontiformes, Protopteridae. The record is from RefSeq and is a predicted model, not a curated record. The transcript is spliced from 3 exons. Gene Ontology annotation, biological process: regulation of DNA-templated transcription.